This is a messenger RNA of Fopius arisanus, 981 nucleotides long. RefSeq lists its product as uncharacterized. The coding region runs from base 14 to 445 and encodes 143 amino acids. The transcript is spliced from 2 exons. NCBI's taxonomy places the organism in Eukaryota, Metazoa, Arthropoda, Insecta, Hymenoptera, Braconidae. The record is from RefSeq and is a predicted model, not a curated record.
UUCCCAAAAGAAAAUGCAGGCUGCGUCGAUAGCUUUCGAGGAGAAGUUUUUGGGAAGUAUUGGCCCGACUCGUGAUGGCUUACCGAAUGGUGUUAGCAAAGUCCUGGAGUACAACACACCAUUUCUUCCGUCUUCAUUGAGAAUAUCUAAUUACGAUUAUGCCAAAGCAAAAGAAGUUGAUAAUUUUUAUAAGAUUGUCCAAUUGCAUCGAGAGCAAUACAAAAUUAUGGAAAACACGAGCCAUCCCUUGAGCUAUUUCAAAACAUACGACACCGAUAACCCGACGAAAUCAUACUUCAUAAAAUAUCCGGUGACUCAUGUUAAAUAUAAAAAUCCAUUGGUGUUACCUCGUACGUAUGGUCGUACUAUCAAACUUCCGUCUCUACCACAACGACGAAAUUCGGGGAUUCACAAUCGUUUUCCUUGCACAGCGUAUAAAUUUUGAAUAUGCAUAGCGAGCAAUUGGAAAUAAAAUAUUCCGUUGGAUUACGUGAAAGCCUGUAAAAGCUUUCGGUUAUUAUCAAAAUGUAAAAUAUAAAAUCUGGAAAAGCCGAAUCCGCACUCUUUACUCGAUACGACUUCUGAAACUUUCAUGAGAGCUUUGUCGCUCUUUUGAAGGAUUAUUUUAUCAUCAAGUCUUUAACAUUCAAUUUUAUGGUUCACUGCACUGAAGUAUUAAUGAUUCUAAAUACACGGUUAGGAGAAUCUUUCGGGAGUUUUGAGGGGAAAAUAUUCAAUAUUCAUUCAUUCAUAGUCUUAAAAAAAAAUGCGCGGACUAUUAAUUUGCCGGUUUAUUCAGUAAAAAUUACGAAAUAAAUCAUGCAGCUUAAAGCAAAUAAAUAAAAGAGCUUGUGGUCUAUUGAAUUGAAUUUGAUGUUAAAUUUACAUAAUGAACACAGAAAUUCAAGUUUUUAUGGAAAAAUCAAUUAUUAUUCAAUUAUUACUCGAUACGAAGGAAAAAUAAAAAAAUAUUUAAGAUAA